Messenger RNA from Perca fluviatilis (European perch), 2148 nucleotides. It is a transcript of the gene mettl9, whose product is annotated as methyltransferase like 9. Bases 250 to 1146 code for a protein of 298 amino acids. The transcript has 6 exons. The record is from RefSeq and is a predicted model, not a curated record. NCBI's taxonomy places the organism in Eukaryota, Metazoa, Chordata, Actinopteri, Perciformes, Percidae. Gene Ontology annotation, molecular function: protein-L-histidine N-pros-methyltransferase activity.
CGGUAACUCAGGAAAUGCAGACUAUGCGGAAGUGAUUUUUGUUGUCACAAUGGGCAGAGACCGUUUACAUACUGUCUAUGGCAGAGACCACACAGGUCAAUAAAUGAUAAGACAAUGGAUUCAAAGGACUAAGAGGGCGAGUAAACAUAGCAGCUGGCUCUCUUAAACCCACCGCACCCUCAGCUGAGGACAUUGGUGUUCGGAGCGUGGCUGCUGGGUUACGUCGCCUUUCUGCUCGCCAUCAGGAGGAUGUGGACGGGGAAGUACGUCCGCAGUCCCCUCGUGCGCUCCCUGUUUAUGAACAUGGUGAGCGAGAACGACGCUGCGGAGACCCAAGAGUGGUACCAGUGCGGUCCUGAGCUGCUGGGAGAAUCAGUGCGACCCGUGUUUGUCCAGAGCCACCUGGACUCAGGCACCAAGGCUUUUCUCAAGCGGAGCGUGGAGAAGUCUGGUUGGCUGUUCACCCAGCUCUACCACUCUUUUGCAUCAACAGUCCUAAGCCCACUGGUCUCACGCACCUCCAUUAAUGGGUUUCUAGGUCGCGGUUCUAUGUUUGUGUUUUCUGAGGAGCAGUUCCAGAGGCUACUCGGCAUCAGCCCGGAUUGGAGGGCUGACAGACUCCUGGACCUCGGCGCUGGGGAUGGAGGGGUCACAGAGGUGAUGGGAGCCCAUUUCAGAGAUGUGUAUGCAACUGAGGUCUCAUUACCCAUGAGAUGGCAUCUUCAGAGGAGGAAUUACAAGCUGCUGGGUAUAGAUGAGUGGCAGCAGGCUGGUUUCCAGUACGAUGUGGUCAGCUGUCUGAACCUGCUGGACCGCUGUGACGAUCCUCUGCAUCUCCUGCGGGACAUCAGACAAUCGCUCGUUCCCAACACAGGGAGACUCAUCCUGGCUGCAGUACUUCCCUUCCAGCCGUAUGUGGAAGUCGGAGGAAGAUGGCAGCGUCCCAAAGAACAUAUAAAAGUAAAAGGAAAAACGUGGGAGGAGCAAGUGACCAACCUGUCCAAUGAGGUUUUCCAAAGGGCGGGGUUUGAGGUGCAGGCUGUGACCCGGUUGCCAUACCUCUGUGAAGGGGACAUGUAUAACGAUUACUACGUCCUAGACGAUGCUGUUUUUGUCCUCAAGGCCUCAGAGGAUAACUCUGCCUGAGUUCCAAAUGCACUGUGGGAACGUCAGAGGCUUUUUUUUUUUCUUUAUCUUGGUAGGUUGUUCCUGGGUGGAUUUUAAACCCAAUUUUCAUAAUCACCAUUCAUAAAACACAGUAUUUCUGACUGUAUUUCUUUAGAAAUUGUGUCAGCUGUGAAGCUCAGGUACUGUAUUUCCUCCAUUUUCCAGCCAUCUUGUGUGACGGUGAUACCUCUACUUUUUAAGCAAAAAAUAACUGAAUGGCAUGUUUGCCUAUGUUGAAAUGCCACUAAAAAUCAAAUCAUCUAGGUCAUAUCGCCAUCCUUUAGGUGUUUGUUCUUUAAAGUCUGUUAUCUGUGGGAAGUGUUUACUGUUUCAUCAUUCUGUAAUAUCAACUGGAAUAAUCAUGGUUGAGUUAGCACUUUAAUUAUUUCAGUUUCUAAUGCAAAGUAUCAGUGUAUGCACAUACUUGAUUCAACCAUUCUGAAUUUGGCCUUUUGUAUUUUAAUGACAAUUUUUCUUUUUUUUUUACUUUCCAUUAGUUAUAACCAAAAUAAAAUGAGGCCUUCUUAAAGCGAGCCUAUGUGUGUAUUACCGAAUAAUGUUUAAAGCUGCUCUGCAGUGUUUUAACUUCACCUUUUAGUAUUGGCUCAACUCGCUUGGAACCUCAGUGGUAACAAUGCUGAAAAAGUGUAACCGUAGAACAAGGAGAAAAAAGCCGUAAAGCUGCCAAACUGACUGUCAGUUACACAGCUAACCAAUGUUAGCCACCACAAGCUACUGCUAGCACUGUAGCAGCAAAACCCCUGAGUGUAUUGAAUUAAGCAAAUUUGUGUUUUAUUACUUUGAAAUUCAACUUUUUAGGGGGAGACGUAAUUAUUUAGUCUUUUAAAAGUUACAUGGUCUCGCUUUACAUCAGUGCUGCACAACGGACUAUUAAAAAGGUGCCACAAUUAUUGCAAUAUUUGCAUUGAAAGUGUAUUAUAUGGGUUCCAGAAUAAAAAAAGAAUUACAUAAUUUUCUGCA